Messenger RNA from Equus caballus (horse), 3860 nucleotides. It is a transcript of the gene CSGALNACT2, whose product is annotated as chondroitin sulfate N-acetylgalactosaminyltransferase 2. Gene Ontology annotation, cellular component: Golgi cisterna membrane. Gene Ontology annotation, molecular function: glucuronosyl-N-acetylgalactosaminyl-proteoglycan 4-beta-N-acetylgalactosaminyltransferase activity. The record is from RefSeq and is a predicted model, not a curated record. Lineage: Eukaryota; Metazoa; Chordata; Mammalia; Perissodactyla; Equidae.
AUGGGCACCGGAAGUGGCGGUUGUCGGCUCGGCGGCGCGCCGGGAGGGGGCUGGUGAGGCGGCGGCGGCCCCAGCUCCAGCGCGCGGGGCUCCGCCCGGGUGCGCUCGCGGCCCAGGAGGAGGCGGCGGGGCGGCGGCUGCCGCGCGCGGACCGUGAGCGCGAAAAGUCACCACCCAUAUAAUGGAAUUUUAUCUGAUUCUAUAGAUCAGAUUUCUUUAUUCCGGAUAUCGUGGUAACAAUACAGGAAGUACGCAUUAUUUAUUUCUGCAAGUAGUCUUCACUGCUGAAGGAAGAAAUUUUUUAAGCUACAGCAGAAUUCUUGUUGGUACCUUUUAUGGAAAUCCUGAUUUUAUUUUUAAUUUUUGAUAACCUUUUGUUAAAGGUAUGAGCAAGCAAAGAACUUACCUCAUUAGGCAAGUCCACUUUUAUUAGAAUGCCUAGAAGAGGAUUGAUUCUUCAGACCCGGACCCAUUGGCUACUGUUGGGUCUCGCUUUACUCUGCAGUUUGGUAUUAUUUUUGUACCUUCUGGAAUGUGCCCCUCAGACUGAUGGGAAUGCAUCUCUUCCUGGUGUCAUUGGGGAAAAUUAUGGUAAAGAGUAUUAUCAAGCCCUCCUACAGGAGCAAGAAGAACAUUAUCAAACCAGGGCAACCAGUCUGAAACGCCAGAUUGCCCAACUAAAACAAGAAUUACAAGAAAUGAGUGAGAAGAUGAGGUCACUGCAAGAGAGAAAGAAUGUAGGGGGUAACGGCAUAGCCUAUCAAGGCAACAAAGAACAAGCACCUAGCGAUCUUUUAGAGUUUCUUCAUUCCCAAAUUGACAAAGCUGAAGUUAGCAUCGGAGCCAAACUACCCAGUGAGUAUGGAGUCAUUCCCUUUGAAAGUUUUACCUUAAUGAAAGUAUUCCAGUUGGAAAUGGGUCUCACUCGCCAUCCUGAGGAAAAGCCAGUUAGAAAAGACAAGCGAGAUGAAUUGGUAGAAGUUAUUGAAGCUGGCUUGGAGGUCAUUAAUAAUCCUGAUGAAGAUGAUGAACAGGAAGAUGAGGAUGGUCCCCUCGGAGAGAAGCUGAUAUUUAAUGAAAAUGACUUCAUAGAAGGUUAUUAUCGCACCGAGAGAGAUAAGGGCACGCAGUAUGAACUUUUUUUUAAGAAAGCAGACCUUAUGGAAUAUAGACACGUGACCCUCUUCCGCCCUUUUGGACCUCUAAUGAAAGUGAAGAGCGAGAUGAUUGACAUUACGAGAUCAAUUAUUAAUAUCAUUGUGCCACUUGCAGAAAGAACUGAAGCCUUUGCACAGUUUAUGCAGAACUUCAGGGAUGUAUGUAUUCAUCAAGACAAGAGAAUUCAUCUCACAGUGGUGUAUUUUGGUAAAGAAGGACUAUCUAAAGUGAAGUAUAUCCUAGAAUCUGUCACAAGUGAGUCUAAUUUUCACAAUUACACCUUGGUCUCAUUGAAUGAAGAAUUUAACCGUGGACGAGGACUAAACGUGGGUGCCCGAGCUUGGGACAAGGGAGAGGUCUUGAUGUUUUUCUGUGAUGUUGAUAUAUAUUUCUCAGCCGAAUUCCUUAACAGCUGCCGGUUAAAUGCUGAGCCAGGUAAGAAAGUGUUUUACCCUGUGGUGUUCAGUCUUUACAACCCUGCCAUCGUUUAUGCCAAUCAGGAUGUGCCACCGCCUGUGGAGCAGCAGCUGGUUCACAAAAAGGAUUCUGGCUUUUGGCGAGAUUUUGGCUUUGGAAUGACUUGUCAGUAUCGAUCAGAUUUCCUAACCAUUGGUGGAUUUGACAUGGAAGUAAAAGGUUGGGGUGGAGAAGAUGUUCAUCUUUAUCGAAAAUACUUGCAUGGUGACCUGAUUGUGAUUCGGACUCCAGUUCCUGGCCUUUUCCACCUCUGGCAUGAGAAACGCUGUGCAGAUGAGCUGACGCCUGAGCAGUACCGCAUGUGCAUCCAGUCCAAAGCCAUGAAUGAGGCCUCUCACUCGCACCUGGGAAUGCUGGUCUUCAGGGAGGAGAUAGAGACACAUCUUCAUAAACAGGCAUACAGGACAAAUAGCGAAGCUGUCGGUUAACGUAGUUGUUGACUUAUUAGUCUGAACCGAAACCAGCACUAUUUAUUUAGCCUUAAUUCCCAUUGCAGAUGCAGUGCCUCUUUCAGAGAAGACAUGCCUAUCUUUUAUGUUCUUUCUGAUAUUACUUCACUUUAGCAGUUUAACUUGAUAUGAGAAGACAAAGCAAGUGCUUCAAUGCAGAGUCUGUUUUGUGAGAAUACUGUACUAUGACUAUUGACAAGUUGAAAUCUGUCUCAAAAGUAGUUUCGAAUUAGUUUCUACCCAGCACCCAUGUUCUGAUGUGUCCUGGUUGUAUGUGGGCUGAGGGAUGAAAUGUGCUAUGCUGAUGGUGGGUCAGGAGCAUCCUAUUCCUGCAGAGAGUGGAGUGUUAAGGAUGAAGUGUGUGGACAGAGGUUCUUCACCUGCUGACCACUGAGUCAUCCUGCUUGGUUUUAAAAUGAAGAUCUUUGGUCAGUUGCUUGAAGAAUCCUUUUUCACUGAAGCAGAGGAUAAUUAGAUGACACAUCUGAAAUCCUCAACCAACCAAGAGAAGGAAGAGAUAAAAACCUUUAAUUUAAUGUUGCUUAGCCCCAGGAAUGUCUGUUUUAAACAAAUGAGUAAUAGUAGGAAAUACUUAGGUUAGAAUCUAUGACUUGAUUAAAAAUACAGUGUGUUACUACUUUAUCAUCAUGUUCAGGAUUAGUAGUCAGAGUUACUGUAGACUGGUUUGAAUAAACAGAAAUCCACAUGGAAAUUUCCUUAACAGAACACUUAAUUAUGCUGGAGUACAGGACACUUGGGGUGUCUGGGAACAUUAUGUUAGUCAGAGCCACAUCAGGGCCUUCUUGCGGUGGUUCAGAAUAGAUGAGCAUAGCAUGGUGUCUUUUGGUCUUUGCUUUGUAUAGUCUCAUUUAGCAUGGAUCCAUAUAUAUUUAUUACCUUUUUUCCCCUAAUAUGUUAAUGUAUGCUACAUCUAUAUUUGCAUUAUUAUAAUACUUUGAGUUGAAAGAGAGUUUCACUGAAGGGAGAAAAGACAAUUUCAUGAGGUAUACCAUAAAAUCACACUGAUUUCAGAAAAGGAGAGGAGGGGAAGGUAGUCUGAAUGGAAAUCUGAAUUACAGAAUAUUUUAGAGAAAUACAUUGCUUGCAGAUAGAAUGAUGUUUUAAUUGAGAUAUAAAUUAUAUAUUAAUGAGACAAGAUGAAUAAGAAGUUAUAUUCAGAAAGGACUGUCCUAUUAUUUAUCACACGUGGAUCUUUUACCAUAGAGUCAAUUGCUAGAUCCAGAAAUUGGAGAUAUGGUGAAAGGCAUGCAUAGAUUUUUGAACCUUUGGUGUUUAAAAGGGACCUAUAUUGAAUUCUAUCUAUUUGUAUAUAAACCCCUGAAAAAUCGUUACUCUUUUUGCUCAGUAAAUCAUAUCGUCUGAAAUAUUACAAAUCUCAAAUUUCUUGGUGCUAUAUGAAUUCAAUUUUACAAUAACUUACUAAUAAUUCUUACAAGUUUUAAGUUGGGAUAGCAUUUAGGCUUAUUUUUAAGAUACAUAAAGUUUUCUCUGCAAAAUUAUUCACACCAUUGUCUCCUUUUAUAUACAAUUAUUUAUUAGGAAGACCAGUGAAUUAGCGUAUUUAAAGUGAGAGAACCUAACUAUUUGCAAAGGUAAGUUGCAGCUUGUUUUUUGACGGAAUCAAAUGACUUCACCUUUUCUCUUGUGUUUUUUAAACUAGCUUUUAAUUUAAAGAUGGAAGCUAAGCAAUAGAAACAAUGCCAUGUUUUUGACAUUAAACGGUACCAAUAAACUAUUUUAUUACCAAAAGUUAAA